CUUGCGGCUUGACUCAUCGCCAUGGGACGCAAAUGGGUUGUGCUCGGUGUAAUAUUUUUCUCAGCUGUCAGUGUCAUUGCGAUCGAUCGAACACCCUUAAGGUACGUUCCCUUCCGGUGUCGAGGUGGCAUUUCCGUGUCGAUAACGUUCCGUUGCGAUGGGUUCGCUCACUGCCCGGAUGGUUCAGAUGAGGAAGGCUGUCGGGGCGUAUCGCUCGUUGAAGGACCGCCUGAAAGCGUCACCGUGCAAGAGGGCGAGUGGAUGAAUCUAACGUGUCGGGGAACUGGCGUACCGUCCCCAAGUGUACGAUGGAAAAUGAAUGGAAAAGAGUUACUGGAUCCGGUUUGUGAUUGGGUGUCGGAGGAUGGCGUUGGACAUCUUGCUUGUAAGAUGCGUCUGAUAGAUUCUGGGAAUUAUUCGUGUCAUUUGGUAAAUCCGCUCGGCAAAAUCGAUGUACAACAACUACCAGCAGCACCAGCAGCAGCACCAGCAACCAUGGCCCUCAGCCGUAUCUAUGCAUCAAAGUUGGCCUGUGCCGCCAAUAAGAACUCCCUGCCGGUAAUCGCUACCUUCGUGCGCAAUGCAUCCGACAGCACAGACCUGAAGGCUGUCCUCACGGAGAAGAUCCCGAAGGAGCAGGAGCGCGUCAAGAACUUCCGCAAGCAGCAUGGCAACACCAAAGUCGGCGAGGUCACCGUCGACAUGAUGUAUGGCGGUAUGCGUGGCAUCAAGGGUCUGGUGUGCGAAACGUCCGUGCUUGACCCCGAUGAGGGUAUCCGCUUCCGCGGCCUGUCCAUCCCCGAGUGCCAGCAGGUGCUCCCGAAGGCACCAGGUGGCCAGGAGCCCCUGCCCGAGGGUCUGUUCUGGCUGCUGAUCACCGGCGAUGUGCCGUCCAAGGCUCAGGUCGAUGCGCUGUCCCGCGAAUGGGCGAACCGUGCCGCGCUGCCGUCGCACGUCGUCACCAUGCUGAACAACAUGCCGACCUCGCUGCACCCGAUGUCGCAGCUGAGCUGCGCCGUCACCGCGCUCAACCACGAGAGCAAAUUCGCCAAGGCGUACUCGGAGGGCGUGCACAAGAGCAAGUACUGGGAGUACGUGUACGAGGACAGCAUGGACCUGAUCGCCAAGCUGCCGGUGAUCGCGGCCACCAUCUACCGCAACACGUACCGCGACGGCAAGGGCAUCGGUGCGAUCGACCCGAAGAAGGAUUGGUCCGCCAACUUCACCAAGAUGCUGGGCUACGAGGACGAGAAGUUCACCGAGCUGAUGCGCCUGUACCUGACGAUCCACAGUGACCACGAGGGCGGCAACGUGUCGGCCCACACGGUCCAUCUGGUCGGUUCGGCCCUGAGCGACCCGUACCUGUCGUUCGCCGCCGGCAUGAACGGUCUGGCCGGUCCGCUGCACGGUCUCGCCAACCAGGAGGUGCUGGUGUGGCUGCAGAAGCUGCGCAAGGAGCUGGGCGACAAUGCCAGCGAGGACAAGGUGAAGGAGUUCAUCUGGAAGACGCUCAAGUCGGGCCAGGUUGUGCCCGGCUACGGUCAUGCCGUGCUGCGCAAGACCGAUCCCCGCUACACCUGCCAGCGCGAGUUCGCCCUCAAGCACCUGCCAAACGAUCCGCUGUUCGGGCUGGUCUCGAACAUCUACAAGGUCGUGCCCCCAAUCCUGACCGAGCUCGGCAAGGUCAAGAACCCGUGGCCGAACGUAGACGCUCACUCCGGCGUGCUGCUGCAGUACUACGGGCUGAAGGAGAUGAACUACUACACCGUGCUGUUCGGUGUGUCCCGUGCCCUCGGCGUGCUGGCCUCGCUCGUGUGGGACCGUGCCCUCGGCCUGCCGAUCGAGCGCCCCAAGUCCAUGUCCACCGAUGGACUGAUGAAGGCUACCAGCAAGUAAAGCCCGGGAGGAACAAACAAACACUUAAUUCACACAAACCGUCAACAUACACACACACACAUGCAUCCUUUGCAAAAACUCUAAGCAUAAGUCUUCAUCGAAGUGAAUAAUUUAAACACACAAACACACACGCCAACACACACGUGACUUUCGCAACCGCAAAAGUGCGCGCAUCAGCAGCAGCAGCAGCAACAGCUCAUCACCAUUCAGUCCCGAACCGGCAAAAUCGAACCGAGGAGAAACAAUGGACAAGGGAGGGAGACGGCGGUUAUUUCUAUGCGAUAUUAAGGCUAGCCGGUCGGAUAGUCGGUCACCUCAGGAGAACAGCUAGAGAGAGAGAGAGAGAGAGAGAGAGAGAGAGAGAGAGAGAGAGAGUGAGUGAGCGAGAGAGAAAGAGGGAGAUAGCGAGUAAAGAACACAUAUUAGCAACCAAAAACUACCAAACUCUGCGAUAGUAACUGAGUUAAAAACUAUAGACAGAUAGUUUUUAGAGUGAUAGAAUACAACAACCCCCCGUGUCCCUCCCGAGAAAAAAAAAAACGUUGAAGAUGCUGUCGUCGGUGAGGUGUGUCCCACCGCUUCCUUCCUUCCGAUCGCUCACGCUCAACGCACCACCAACUCCCCCUCGCCCCAAAGGGACUUAAAAGGGAAACAAGAACAACAACGGUGACGGUGAGGCGUGUAUAGGAGCAAGCGCGACAGGAGCACGAUAAUUAAAGGCAAAGAAAUAUGAUAAUAAUAAUACUUAUCCUCUCUCGUAGAGAGUGUCGCAACAUAAAACAAAAACAAAUCUA
Molecule: messenger RNA, 2690 nt
Organism: Anopheles coluzzii
Lineage: Eukaryota; Metazoa; Arthropoda; Insecta; Diptera; Culicidae
Gene: kdn
Product: probable citrate synthase 2, mitochondrial
Exons: 6
Coding region: 22-1896 (624 amino acids)
Biological process (GO): carbohydrate metabolic process; tricarboxylic acid cycle; citrate metabolic process
Cellular component (GO): mitochondrial matrix
Molecular function (GO): protein binding
Source: RefSeq, a predicted model, not a curated record